This is a messenger RNA of Dentiscutata erythropus, 306 nucleotides long. Lineage: Eukaryota; Fungi; Glomeromycota; Glomeromycetes; Diversisporales; Gigasporaceae. The record is from the annotation of a GenBank genome assembly.
AUGUCUCCCAUUAACUUUGGUGUUGCUCAAAAAAGUGAGAUGGAAUUUGAAUAUAUUGAGGAAAGAAGUAGAAAAAGGUCACCGCAUUUGAGUGAAAUGAAAGCUCAUCGUGGAUAUAAUUAUGUGGUCAACAUGGUUAUGAACGUUCUUCUCAUGUUAUCGAAAAGUCAUUUAUGGAGUUUCUCUAGAGCUGUGGUGAAUAGGAUACAUGGAUCGAGAAUUGAAAGCUCUUCACACACACCAGGCGAUGGAGGUAUUGAUUGGAUAGGAGGCUGGAGAGGAUAUACAAUAAUCAUUCAAUGCAAG